Molecule: messenger RNA, 1152 nt
Organism: Lachancea sp. 'fantastica'
Lineage: Eukaryota; Fungi; Ascomycota; Saccharomycetes; Saccharomycetales; Saccharomycetaceae
Source: the annotation of a GenBank genome assembly
AUGAAAUUCAUCGAUGAGCUGGAUAUCGAACUUGUGAACCAAACGUUGAACUUUGACACCAGCGAUUGCAGUGUAAAUGGCGGAUGCGAUAUUUUUACCACGAAAGCAGUAGCUUCCGAUAAAAAGCUUUAUAAGACCAUCGAUAGACACUUAGACGCACUCUUGGUGGAAAACGAGGGCUUCAACAGUGCUGUACAACAGCAACUUGCGUUGGAAAACGCGGAAAGCGUGUCUUCGUCGCCGUCGGAACAAGCACAACAUCUGUACAACACACGCGGAGAGUCUGGGUCGCCUUCGACUUCGUUUUGGGAACAGAAAAGACGUAUUUCUGUGAGCGAAAACAACGGUGGUAAUAGCUCAAACGGCCAAUCGUCCAAGACCCAUAAACUGAACGACCAAAACUUAAAAGAGCUGGUCAAUGCAGCCGAGUCAGGUUAUGUAAGCUCUUCGUCCACAGACUCCCAUUCCCGCGCAACCAAUGGUGCCCUGAGGCGUAGCAGCAGCUCUGGAAGUAUGGCUCUGGGCUCCAGCUUGCAGAGAAGAAGGUCUUCGGCCCACAAAGAAAGCGUCAAUAUCGGUCCAUUCGGACCUAUAAACGAAACUGCAAGCAGAAGAACUUUUGCGUAUUUGAUUGCCAUUUUGAAUGCGUCGUAUCCAGAUCACGAUUUCGCAUCUUUAGAGCCCACAGAUUUUGUCAAGAGUUCCAUGAAGUCUUUGAUUUCGAAAUUUGAAAACACUCUUAUAUCUUUCGGCAAGCAGCCUCAAGAAUGGAUAUGGGAAACCAUAAAUUCUCAUAUGGAUGUUUCUGACUGUGCCAUCUACCGCUACAAACCCUCAAAAUCUUUUCUUGAUGAUGAACCGGGUCAUUUAUGGAGUCUGAUGUGGUUUUUGUUCAAUAAAAAGAGGAAAAGAGUGGCAUACCUCUAUCUAAAUGUUUUCAGGUUGAAGAGUGCAUCGUCCGAAAACCUUCUACAAUCCGGUGUCGCCGAGGAAGACGAGGAUGACCAUGAGAAGGAACAAACAGGCACGCGGCACAGGCGGAAAUUAACGAUCGACCAUGAAACAAACGCCUUUGAAGGUGAAUAUGACCUAACAUGUAACUCACAAGAUGAAGUGGCUAUCGAGGAAGAAGAUGAGCCCAUGGAAGACUAG